AUGAAUCCAGUGUUUCGUCAGCUUUCUGCAGCUCUAUCGACUGCCAGCUUGAGAGGUUCGGUAUGGUACGGGGUUGAUGUACAUUCACGACGGCUGCAUCGAUCCAUCUCUGCGGCUCGAACAGUCACUUCCCAGACGCAUCGACAUUAUUGCUGUUUUGAGAUGAAACCGAAAGUGUACGUGACCCGAAACGAUUAUGCCAGAAUUGGGUUGGAUCUAUUAAGAGAAGAAUGUGACAUAUCACUGUGGGACGAAGCUUAUCCUGUGCCGAGGGAUGAAUUUCUCAAAAAUGUGGCGGGAAAAGAUGCAAUCUACUGUUCACUGAACGAUCGCAUCGACAAGGAGUUGCUCGAUCAGGCUGGACCCAAUCUUAAGGUCAUUUCUACCAUCUCAGUUGGUUAUGAUCAUAUCGAUGUGAAAGAAUGCAAACAGAGAGGAAUUCGUAUUGGCUACACACCGGAUGUGCUGACGGACGCAACGGCCGAACUGACCGUUGCCUUGCUGCUGGCAACAGCGCGUCGAUUAUUGGAAGCAAACAAGCAAGUUCACACUGGCGGCUGGAAAUCGUGGUCUCCGAUGUGGAUGUGUGGCAAGGGAGUAAAAGAUUCGCUGGUGGGAAUUUUUGGCUUCGGCCGCAUCGGUCAAGAGGUGGCAAAACGUUUAGCACCGUUUAAACCAGCGCGGAUUCAGUUCACGAGUCGCACGGAUAAAUUUCUCACAGCCGAGGAUUUGGGCGUCACGCAAGUUCCGUUCGAUGAGUUGAUCGAAACGAGUGAUUUCCUCAUCAUUGCCUGUUCGUACAAUGUGGAAACGGCCAAUCUGUUCAACGACGCCGUGUUUUCGCGCAUGAAACCUUCGGCAAUCUUAAUUAACACCAGCCGGGGUGGAGUGGUCGAACAGCACGAUUUGAUUCAUGCUUUACGUGCGGGUAAAAUACAGGCAGCCGGACUGGACGUCACUACACCCGAGCCAUUGCCUCUGGAUAAUCCACUGCUAACGCUCCCAAACGUUGUGGUAUUACCUCACAUUGGCAGUGCCGACAUCGAGACUCGCAUUGAAAUGUCGCGCAUAACAGGGUGCAAUAUCUUGGCUGGCUUGAAGGGUGUAAAAAUGAUUUCGGAAGUUUAA
Molecule: messenger RNA, 1128 nt
Organism: Anopheles marshallii
Lineage: Eukaryota; Metazoa; Arthropoda; Insecta; Diptera; Culicidae
Product: glyoxylate reductase/hydroxypyruvate reductase
Exons: 3
Coding region: 1-1128 (375 amino acids)
Cellular component (GO): cytosol
Molecular function (GO): hydroxypyruvate reductase [NAD(P)H] activity; glyoxylate reductase (NADPH) activity; NAD binding
Source: RefSeq, a predicted model, not a curated record